Messenger RNA from Anoplopoma fimbria (sablefish), 4303 nucleotides. It is a transcript of the gene kbtbd7, whose product is annotated as kelch repeat and BTB (POZ) domain containing 7. NCBI's taxonomy places the organism in Eukaryota, Metazoa, Chordata, Actinopteri, Perciformes, Anoplopomatidae. The transcript has a single exon. The record is from RefSeq and is a predicted model, not a curated record. Bases 324 to 2195 code for a protein of 623 amino acids. Gene Ontology annotation, molecular function: protein binding.
AGAGCCUGACCCUCUCCUUCACCCGGAGCAGACCUCACCAUUGACCGGAAGAAUCACAGAGAAAUGGACACUACUGUCACGGCGACUCUCUGUGUAUAUCAUUCGGAUUAUCUCUGAUUUAAAUGCGACAUUAUGACCGGUUGGAGGCCGAGAACUGUCGGCAUUCAGACACACAGGCGACAGUUCAGCUGGUAAUGUGUUAAUCUCACCAAACGUCUGGUUCUCUUUCAUAAACGGAUGAGUCGUCGAGUAUGUCAACCGCAUGGCAGCGGGUUAUUUGACACUUUUCGCAGACGUAAAAUAGCUAAUUGCUCGUUCCUGCAAUGGCUUCAGCGCUGGGCUGCUUCAGUGGUCCCGAGGUUCUGGAGGACGUCAAUCACGCACGGGGGUUGAUAGACGAGCUGAAGUCCCUGUACGACUGCCGGCUGCUCGGUGACGUCACCAUCCGGGUCGAGUGGGACGAGGAGUCUCUGGAGCACAGCGGGGGGUCAGCCGGAAGUGACGUCGACCAACUCUUCCUGUGCAGCCGCAACGUCCUCGCCGCCGCCAGCCCUUACUUCAAAAGCAUGUUCACCGGGGGGCUGAACGAAAGCGUGCAGGAGAGGGUGGUCAUCCGGGGCGUGGACUCCGAGUCCAUGUCCGUCAUCGUGGACUACUGUUACACGGGCAGGGUGACCAUCACGGAGAGCAACGUCCAGCGGCUGUACGCGGCGGCCAACAUGCUCCAGCUGGAGUACAUCAGGAAGGCCUGCUCCAGCUUCAUGACGAGGAGGCUGGACCUCUCCAACUGCGUGGGCAUCCUGAAAUUCGCAGACACCUAUGACAACCCUGGACUGAAGGAGAACGCCCAAUCCUUCAUAGCAAGGAACUUUGGCCAGGUGUGCAACGGAGGGGAACUCUGCGAGCUGGACCUGACGCAGCUGAAGGAGAUGUUGUCCUUGGACACCUUGGACGUGGACUGUGAGAGGAAGGUGUGCUCCGCUGCCCUGCAGUGGAUUGAGGCCAACGUGCCUCUGAGAAGGGAGGACGCGCUGCUGGCGCUGAAGUGCGUGCGCUGGAACUUGUUCACGGAGAAGGACAAGUGUUACCUGGAGGGCCUCAUGGCCAGGCCUUUGAUUGAGAAAUACCUGGCGUCUUUCUACAACGGGUCGGCCGAGGACAGCGGUGGGACGCCCGCGGCCCUGGACGCGCCCAAACACAGGGUGGGUGUGAGCGCCAAAGAGAUGAUCCUCUUCUUCGGCCUACCCAACGACAACAUCAUGUGCUGCGACCCUUACUCCGAGGACCUGUACUUCAUGGCUCCUCCUUUGGAGGACCUCAGCAGUCAGGAUUACAAGCGCUCCACCAUGGAGUCCUUAAUCGCCUGUGCUGCGCCCGAUAACAACUUGUACCUGGCCUCCCACCUCUCAAAGCACUUCUGGCUGUACAACCCUGUGCUCAACAGCUGGCAGGAGCUGGCGGAGAGGCCUCUGGGGAGGAUACACUCCGGGAUGGGCUACCUCAACGGCCACGUGUACCUCCUAGGGGGACGGAAUCCCGUGACGGACACCCGACUGAAGGAGGUGGAGUGCUAUAGCGUCCAGAGGGACCAGUGGACGUUUGUGGCCCCUCUGCCUCACUCUUUGGGCAAAAUGCAGGUGGUGGCGCUGAACGACCACCUGUACGUGGUAAACAAACGGAGGAUGCUCUGCUACGACGCCAAGAGGAACCGCUGGCGCCACUGCGGCUCGCUGAGGAGGGACAAGCUUCACAAGGCCUGCGUGUACCAGGACCAGAUCGUGUGUGUGUGCGACAUCCCGUUGGUGAAGGCCUACAGCCCCGCCCGAGGGGAGUGGAAGAGGCUGGGCGACAUACCCAUCGACAGCCGCGCUCUGAACUACCAGGUGAUCCAGCACAACAGCAAGCUGCUCCUCCUCACCCAGACUCUGCUGCAGCACAACAAAAACAGGGUCCUCAUCCACGAGUACGACCCCGCCCGGGAGGCCUGGAAGAACAUCAUGGCGGUGUACGUGUCCACCCUGGGGCCCGUGUGCGUUUCGACGCGCGUGUACCCGGCGUGCCUGGGCUCCGCGCACAGCUUCUCCACAGAGGAGGACGAUGACAGUGGCUCCAGCGCCGACUGGGACUUUGACGGGUUGACGGACGCCGACUCUGACUCCGGCAGCUCCAGCUCUUUCUCGGACGAGAACUGGUAGUCGCUGUGUCAAAGAAAAGUUUAAUUUAUUUAUGAUUUAGUGGUUUGUACAGGGUUCUGUUUGCCAGGAUGAAGAAGCCAGCCCUUUACAGUAGAAGCACUUGUCCAUCAAAAUAUUGACUUCGAAUGGACGUGUUCCGUCACGAGUCUGGCAAAUAAAUAUUUACUGAACGAGAGGAAACCAAGCAGAGUUGGUUGCAUAAAUGCCAAGAGACAAGAGCUUUUUGUUUUCAUUAUGUGCUGCCAGUAUGGAGGACAGUAGGAAGCCCGGUAGAGUCCUGUUUACACGAUAACUCGAGACAAACACACAACAGAAUAAGCUCCGCCCACAGGGUCAUAAUGUAGCACAUUAAUAAGGGCAGCUGAGUGAAUGGUUACUCCAGAUAUGUAGCUUUACACUUUUAUAAUAUAGGGGAAACUGGCAAAGACCAGUCAAAAAUCAAAGCAGCAGAGGCUGUUGGGGUUAUUCUGAGAUAUUCGUCAUCCUACACUUCCCAUAAUGCAGUGGUUUCCAAAAAUGAGCCUUUGCAGUGUAGAUGCACAAGACCAGAGGAAAAAUGUUCCCACACUAUAUCUUUUCACAGGAGAGACAUUUUACCUCGUCAAACACAAAAGACGUGUUACCAAUAAGAUGACUCAUUGCUGGAACAUCGUUGAUGUUAUCAUUUCUACCUGUGCUCUUCCUUCUAUGACAAGUCAAAAUGUCUGUUGUCAAAUGGAAGCAAAUGACACUAAAAAGUGCAAGGUAAGAUUUUUAGAUAAGUUGGAAAAAGAAAAACGGGGUGGUGCUCAUCAAGCAAACACAUCAGUACAAUACAAAAUACAAAGACGCCUAUCUUGGUCUUGAGUCAAUAUAGUACAAUUUAAAAUAUUUCUUAGGGGGAUACGGCAAAAAAAAAAAUUUGGAACCACUGCCAUAAUGCAAAUUGCUUUAUACUUGAUGAUGCUUCUCCGGAGCUACAAAAGACAUUGUAGGUAAGUGUCUACGCAGGCCGAGUAGUACUGCCCAUCACUAGUACAAUGACAUCAAACGUGUUAAAUGGGCGGAGGGCCCCUUUUAAUGUUCGGUCCUAGCGAUGUGCUGUAUAAAGGCGCACGUUUUUGACUGAAAUAUGUAGAUUAUAUUUAGCGUGAAUAAAUGAGCACUCCCUGCUUAUGAUUGGUCAUAGGACAUCAGGCAGCUCAAGUGCCUCACGUUUAUGACUUUUAACACAACUGGUCAUUUACAGGGCUUUAAAACAUCCUGUCCUUUUUUUUUUUUUUUUUUUAUGUUGUAGAUGCAAAUCAAGACGUCACACACACACACACACAUAGCCGGUGUUGUGAAAACUACUGAAGCCAAUAUAAUGUACGUUCACUCAGGUUUAGGCUUCAGCAAAAGCCUGCAUGCCAUGGUUUUUCCUUUUUUUAUGUUGUGAAAAUUAGGUAGUUUGGUUGACAAAAAUGUAUACAUUUUAAUAAAAUUAAUUUUAAACUAUUUUAUGGAUCGCAUGUUUGCGUUUUCUUAUCGAUGAUGUUUAACUUAAUGUUUAUGUUACAAUCAGAAUCCAAUUGUUCCACAAAGUGUUUUUUUUUGUAUUGUUUGAUCCUGAUGAGCUGUUUGAAUUGAAGGACUUUUUGUCUGCAUGUAGUGGAACUGUUGCAAAGCCAUCGUCCUCCCCAACCAACCAGUACAUUCAAAUACCAGUUUACUACAAGUGUUUCUAAUGUGUCUGCUCUCAUUGAUAGAAAUAAUGUAGACACAAUAUUAGAAUCACCUCUAAGUAUAAUGCAAUAUUGUAAUCUACAGCCUCCAAAAUGACCAUCAAGUUGAAUCAUUAGUCUGUAAGACAAGUAAUAAAACAUUAAUAUAACCUUAACGAAGGUUGGAUUAAUAACUGGGCUGUCUUAUUGAAGCUGAGUUAGUGUCUGCUAGUUGUUCCUAAUAAACUGGUAAAUGAGUGCAGUUCUCAAUGUUGUCCAUCUGAAUGCUGGGUAAUUUAAGUUUACAUUUUGAAGUUUUGUGUGUGUGUGUGUGUGUGUGUGUGUGAAGGGGUGAUUGUCAGUGGUACCACACACAGUCUGGAUUAUAAAACUGUUUUGGUUUAUGUGUCAAAUAAACACGAUGCA